AUGCCUCACGGCCAGAAGCAACAUGAGCUCCAUCCUGAUGUUGACCAAGACCUUCAGGCCCAAAUAGAAGCCUUGAGCCUGUCGGAUGCAGAUGAGGAAGCCUCUUCCUCCUCUACUACUGUGGAAAACACGCUAUCAAGCAAACCAAAAGAAGGGUCCAGCGGCCAAAAAAAGGAGGGUGCAAGUGCCUCAAAGGCCCACCCAGAGGCUGAGCUGCUGCUCACUACUUCUCUAGGGAAGAAGGUGUCUGAGUUGGUGAAGUAUCUGAGUAUCAAGUACACAACAAAGGAUCGCGUCACAGAGGAAGAAAUAAAGAAAAAUGUCAUCAAAGAGUUCAAAAAUUACUACCCUAUGAUCUUCAGGAAUGCCUGCGAAUGCAUGGAAGUGGUCUUUGGCAUUGAAGUAAAGGAAGUGGAUCCCAUCAGCCACUCCUAUGUGCUCAUCAAAAUGCUCGAUCUUACCUACGAUGGAAGGUGCCAUAAUGAGCAAGGUCUACCCCAAACUGGUCUCCUCAUACUUAUUUUGGGUCUGGUCUUCAUGGAGGGAAACUGUGCUUCCGAAGAGAAGGUCUGGGAGAUACUGCGUAUGAUUGGUGUGUACGCUGAGAAGAAGGAUUUCAUCUAUGGGGAUCCAAAGAAGCUUAUCACUGAAGUUUUCGUGCAGGAGAAAUACCUGGAGUACCAGCUGGUGCCCAACAGCAAUCCUGCUCGCUAUGAGUUUAAGUGGGGCCCAAGAGCCUAUGCUGAAACCAGCAAGAUGAAAGUCCUGCAGUUUUUCUCCAAGGUCAGUGGGAGUAGCCCCACAGCCUUUGUUUCCUUGUAUAAAGAAGCUUUGAAAGAUGAAGAAGAGAAAGCCAAGCUUGCGUUGGCCAACGUGAAUGCUGCCCCUGUCACCAAAGCCAAGUCUAGCAGCGAUUCCUGCCCCUCCGACAAAUAG
Messenger RNA from Dipodomys spectabilis (banner-tailed kangaroo rat), 936 nucleotides. Its product is annotated as putative MAGE domain-containing protein MAGEA13P. Gene Ontology annotation, cellular component: nucleus. Gene Ontology annotation, biological process: negative regulation of transcription by RNA polymerase II. Bases 1 to 936 code for a protein of 311 amino acids. The transcript has 2 exons. NCBI's taxonomy places the organism in Eukaryota, Metazoa, Chordata, Mammalia, Rodentia, Heteromyidae. The record is from RefSeq and is a predicted model, not a curated record.